Messenger RNA from Batrachochytrium dendrobatidis JAM81, 882 nucleotides. RefSeq names its product H(+)-transporting V1 sector ATPase subunit E. The record is from RefSeq and is a predicted model, not a curated record. Gene Ontology annotation, cellular component: proton-transporting two-sector ATPase complex, catalytic domain. The coding region runs from base 25 to 711 and encodes 228 amino acids. Gene Ontology annotation, molecular function: proton-transporting ATPase activity, rotational mechanism. Gene Ontology annotation, biological process: proton transmembrane transport. The transcript is spliced from 5 exons. Lineage: Eukaryota; Fungi; Chytridiomycota; Chytridiomycetes; Rhizophydiales.
CACAAACAGUAACAAGCUGUAGCAAUGGCUGGACGACUCAAUGACAAUGAAGUGGCUCAGGAGAUGAACAAGAUGGUUGCCUUUAUCAAACAAGAGGCACUUGAAAAGGCUCGUGAAAUCAAAGUCAAGGCCGAUGAAGAGUUCAAUAUCGAAAAGGGAAAGUUUGUUCGUCAGGAAACUGUUGCCAUUGAGGCAUUCUUUCAAAAAAAGUUGAAGCAGGCCGAAGUUUCCAGGAAAAUUGCUCAAUCCAAUCUCAUCAACAAAAACCGUCUGCGUGUUCUUCAGGCACGCCAAACUGUUCUUAAUGAAAUGUUUAGCGAAGCCAAAAGUGCAUUGAGCAAAAUUUCCGAGGAUAAGGCUACCUACCAAGAGCUAAUUAAGAAUUUGUUGUUGCAGGGUAUGUUUCAAUUGAUGGAAGCCAAGGUUACGGUGAAUUGUCGUACUAUAGAUGUUUCGCUGGUCAAGAGUGCCAUUGAGUCUGCCAAGACAGAAUACACCAAACAACUCAAGAUACCUGUUGAGAUUACUAUUGACGAGGCUAACCCACUUCCCGAAUCCAGUCACGGUGGUGUUACUCUUUCUGCUGUGGGAGGUCGUAUCAAGUGCUCCAACACCCUCGAGAGCCGUUUGGAACUUUUGCAGGAGCAAAUGCUUCCCGAGAUUCGUGUUGUGCUUUUUGGACACUCUGCCAAUCGUAGGUUCUUCAACUAAGUCAUUUUCAUUUUUUCAGAACCAUCAGAGAAACCAUGGUGCAUUUGGGUUAAAAUGGCAUUCACUGCUAGUCAAAGGUGCUACCACUAGCGAAAUUCUUGCUUUUUUAUCAUGGGCAUUUUUCUUUUCACUAUUUCCAAGACUAAUUCUCAAUGAAGCAGAUUUGAGUAG